This is a messenger RNA of Brienomyrus brachyistius, 4812 nucleotides long. Its product is annotated as clustered mitochondria protein homolog. The record is from RefSeq and is a predicted model, not a curated record. Gene Ontology annotation, biological process: intracellular distribution of mitochondria. Gene Ontology annotation, cellular component: cytoplasm. Lineage: Eukaryota; Metazoa; Chordata; Actinopteri; Osteoglossiformes; Mormyridae. Gene Ontology annotation, molecular function: mRNA binding; protein binding. The transcript is spliced from 26 exons. Bases 369 to 4430 code for a protein of 1353 amino acids.
GCUAGACACACCUCAGAAACACCCAGGUGAAGCAGGGCAGCCAUUAAAACACAGCGUGAGAGUAGGGACAGCAUUCCAGCUAUAAAUCCCCUGAAGAAGAAGGAAAAGUGAGAUAGGAUUCGGAUUGAGCAAGACAAGGGCGUGGCAGCCACAGAGACUGCGAGAGAUAAGAGCUGAUAAUCAGACAGCAAGCAGGACCGACAGCAGCACAGAGGCACACAUACUGCCCCUGUUACUCCACACACGCGUGUGCGGGAGUGUAGAAAAAAAAGGAAGAAAAAGGGGGCAAAUCAGCUUGAUUGUGACCCGCUGCCAGAACAGGAGACGGACGCAGAAGACGGAAUAGAGAUAUUGUGUUUCAGAGAGAAAUGAAGGACAAAGUGCAGCCAGCAGAAGACAGUAUUGCAAAACUAGCCAAUGGCAGCAAACUUCCUGGCAAUGCCAUGGGGCUCAAGUUGGCAGGAGAGGAAGAAGACGUGUCAUUUCCUGUGAAGAUUCAAGGAGCAGGAGUUGAACCUUUUGAGCUUCAGGUCCACAGGUUCUGGCUGGUCCAGGAUGCAGUUAUGGCUGUACUGGGAAGGGAGGAGGUGGCCCCCCGCACCUCGCUGUCCCUCUCUUUGUCAGGAACCAUACUGGACCCAAUCUGUGAACUCCAGACCAUUAAGGGUCUCAAGCCUGGGGCCACCCUAAGGCUGGUGGAAGAUUCCUACACUCCUAGAACGAUCCGAGUCCACCUAGCCCACCUACAAGAUUUCCUCAGGGCGCCAAGCCCACAAGAUGCCCUGAGAGAGGGUCGUUCCCCAAGUCUGCUCAACACCCUCUCUCCAGCACACAACACAGAGAAUACUCCGGGAGGUCAGAGUGGGAGGGGUGCAAGGCGCCUUCCCAGUGACUCAAAACCAGAACAGCAGACCAUGGAGGGGCCUCCACCUGACUACAUCCUUCCUGGCUCCAAAGAGCGCCCCCUGGUGCCACUGCUGCCUAACAAUACACACUCUGAGGUCCCAAACUGCCUCAUAGACCUGUCCCUCAGUUGUUGGAACCCGCCUCCAGGAACCCGUAAACUACAAGGAGACUUUUUGUACAUAACCGUAUGCACCUUAGAGGGCCGCUGGUGUGACAUCACUUCCUGUCCCAAGGGAUUUUUCCUCAACAGGUCUACUCUAGAUGUGUUUGACCCGCGGCCGGCCUCAUCGUCACCACCUACUCACUGUCUGUCAGAUCUGCUGUCUCAGAUCAGCUCCGGAUUCAAAAAAGCCUUCACAGCCCUCAGGAACCGCUCCCAGCCACCCCCCCUGGAGAACAUGCCCACUCCCUACCGCACACUUAGCUGGCUGGGUCCUCCCUCCGCUGUGCGCUGUCACCGUAAUUCGUUUACUCGUUCGGGCUUGGAAGAGCAGGGGGUAGCACAGGCUCCAGACUGGAAUGAAGAGCUUCAGACAGCCAGGGAUCUUCCUCAGGGCAGUCUGGAGGAGCGUCUUCACCGAGACAGAGUCUUACUGCAGGUGAACAGUGCCUUCGUGUGGGCGGCUGCUCAGGCAGUGGAGGCUGUGGUUGAUGGCUGUGUGACACCAAUCAAUGGCGGAGUGGAGGAGGACCCGGCUUUCCUGUGCGGUGGCCUCUUCGUGAGCCGUGGCGGUGCCAGCGAGGGGGGUGAACGUGCCAACAGGGCAGCACAGAGGCUGGAGCUGCAGGGGGUGCAGGAGUACAGCAACCUGCUGGGCCACCUGCUGGGUCUGCACACACUACCCAGCGCUGUGGUGGACUACAGGGGUUCCCGCCUGCUGGUGCAGGGGCUGGCCCCAGGUCUGGAUAGCAUGGGAGGGGAGGCCAGGGGGCUUCUGUAUGGCGUCUCAGCUGCCGUUAGUGAGGGACCUCAACGCCGCAAGCUGCUAGAGCUGCUGGCCCACGCUGCCAAGACCCUGAACAUCCAGAAGCAUGUGGUGCUCAGUCCCAGCGGCCAGCAGGUUCCCCUAUUCAGCUCCAUCCACACGCAGGGCCUACUGGGCGCCGAUGGCAGGUUAUACCUGCUCAAUCUCUUCCACGUCCACCCUGCCGACGCCAACUACCAUGUGGGGGAGAAUGAGGAGCAGGCUGUGCAGGAGGAGGCGCAGGCUGACUGGCUGGAGUACUGCUCCUCCAGGGGCUUCCCUCGCUGCUUCCCACACAAGUUCUGCCUCCUGCGGCCAGAGCUCAUCCAGGCCUUCAUCCAGCACAAGCAGUCCCAGUUCACUCAGCGUGUGAAGGAAAGAAUGGAGGAGUCCGGGGGGAUUGCAGAAUGCACAAAGACUGGAGAUCCACGUGGGACAGAGGCAAUCAGAGGGGCCUGUAAGGAUGUGGGUUCAGUCAGUAACAUCAUCUUUGAGAUGCGCUUCAACCCUGAUGUAUUUUGCCCAGGUGUGCAGUUUCCAAGCUCAGAGAGCAGCAGUGUUCAGCUUCAGGAGACGCUCCUUAAAGAAGCAGCCAGCUUCCUCAUCACCAAUCAGAUUCCUGCCUUUCUGGACGACUGCCUGCAGUUCAGGGUGAACCCAGUGGAUGGUGCCACACUGUGUAAGGCCAUGCAUCAGAAAGGCAUUAACCUUCGGUACUUGGGCGAGCUGGCCAUAGCUAUCAGCCAGUCAGAACACCGAGAGAGGCUGCAGCAUGUUACUAGACUCGUGUUUGGCGAGAUAGUAAUUCGUUCAGCCAAGCGCAUUUUCAGCUCCUAUGUACAGAAUGUGGAGGUAUCCAGCCUGUCAGCGGCGGUCAGUCACUUCCUCUGUUGCCUGCUGGUGCCCCACUUGAACUCCAUUUCUGCGGCAGAGGAGUCAAAAAAGCGGUCAAAGAAGCGUGGCCGAGGGGGUGGGGCAACAUCUGACACAAUGGCAUGGAGCACGUUCAGUGGCACAGAGCUGUGGGGACUUUUAAAUCAGGAUGCAAGAGACACCUACCAUCUUACAGAAGGUUUAGGGACCAGUGCUGACUAUCUAAUGGAGCAAUAUGGACUGCAGAAAUUUUCGCUGCUUAGAGGACUCUGUUUGAAGACAGGAGUACAGCUGCGUCUCAGAGACUAUACACUGGAUAACUGCAUCAAGGCCCCCAUUAGCCCAGAUGAUAUCAUCAACAUGUUCCCUGUCGUUAAGCAUGUAACUAUGACGACCAGCGAUGCCACGCAGGCAUUCAAUUCGGCUCAGAAGAGCAUUGAAAAGGGACAGCUGGACCGGGCCUAUGAGCAGUUGAAGGAGGCGACAUACCUGUUCGGCCGCGUGUGUGACGACCUGCACCCGGAGGCGAGCAUGUGCCUCAGCACACUGGCCCAGGUGGCAUACUUGCAGGGCAACCGUACAGAGGCCCGCAGCGUACAGAUGAAAGCCGUAGUGUUGAGUGAGAGGGUCCUUGGAUUCGAUCAUCCCAGUACUAUACAGGAAUACGCCCUGCUGGCCAUGUACGUGUUUGCGGGGCAAGAGCUGGGCCUGGCACAGCGCUGCCUGUACCGCGCACGCCUGCUGAUGCUGCUGGUACAUGGGGAGGAGCACCCCUACAUGGCUACACUGGAUAGUUCUCUAGGUCUGGUGCUGCAGGGAGAGCAGUCAGUACGGUAUCUCCAGAGUGCGCUCAGACUCAACACCAUGUUCAGAGGCCUGGACGACCUGCACACUGCUCUAAACCAGCAUCUGCUCGCCCAAAGGCUCUGCUGCAUUGGAGAUUACCGGAAGGCCAUUAGCCACGAGAAGCAAGCACUAGCUGUGUUCCAGGCAAAGUUUGGAGACAACCAUGUGCAGACCAAGUGUAGCACGGAGUUUCUGAAGGCCGUUACCCAGCAGGCUGUGCGUGUGGAGCGCUCCCUGCGACAGGGUGGCAGUGAUCUGAUGGACACAGUGCCCCCUCCUGAAAGUUUGAUUCCCUCGAAAGAGACAACGCUGGAGCAGCUGGCCAUUGUCAACGGCAUCCUGAAAGUAUCAGUCAGUGAUAAGAUCCAAGAAAUUAAAGAGAAACUCAGGGAGCUCAGAGCAACUGCUGAUACUAACAGUGAGAAAGCAGAACCCAGCAAUGAUGAGGAGGCAGGAAGCAGCCCAGCUGAUGAGGCGGCAGGAAGCAGCCCAGCUGAUGAGGCGGAGGCUGCUGAGAAUGUCACAGUCUGUGACGUGAGUGCCAGUAGUGUCCCUGAAGAGAACACACAACAAAGCAACCAUCUCAGCGAGAAGCUAGAACAUGCUGAGGAAGAGGCACAAGAAGCUACUGACCAUCAUAAAGCUGGGGAGACAGCUACUAUGGGAAAGAGUGACAAACCAGGAACCAACGCUGUCAAUGGGGAGGGUUUAGAAAUAACUGAUCAAUCAGGAACAGCACCAUGCAAUGGGGAAGGGAGCCUUGGAGCCGGUGAUGACAAGUUGGAACUAGCAGAGCCUGACACAAAAAGACAGACCAGCAUAAUGACAGAAGACUCCUGAAACUUUAGUUUAAUGCUUCAUUGUGGAGAAGGCAAAGUCAGCACAUAAGGAGAAAAAAGGAGAAAAGCAGUCUUACAUGAACAACAGAUUAUAAUAAUGUAUGUAGAACCAGUAUGGAACAGAGAAUGCCAGCAACUGACAACCAUGAAAUGAGGAGGUCCUAGAAGUCAACAGUGAGUCUGGAAGAAGGGCCCAGGAAAAAAAAUCACCAUAGGCAGCUCAAGGAUCAUGUUGUCUAGCUCUAUAAAGACCUGAGAGACAGGGGAAUCUUAAAUUCCAGUGAGUAAAGUUAUGCUUGCAAGUUCAGUUUAAAAAACUGGGAGUUGAGUGUAUUCAUUUUAUUGUGAAAAAUAUGCAAUAAAAUUACUGGAAAUUUAAUAGA